AUGGCCAAUCCACCUCAUUCAUCUGGUGGAUAUUCCGUCACCCUCGCUCCAUCUGACCUGGACUUGUCAACAACCCGCCCAGAGACAAAGUUGAGCCCUCAUCCUUUCCCUUCAUCAUCAGGGCCCAGAUUUCCACUGCCACCAGUAGUGCAACCAAACCAGAUUCCUUCUCCAUCUAUUAAGACCCCAAACUUACCUUCACCAGCGAAUGGGGUUAGAACUGGAACCCAUGUUCCCCAUUUGAGCACUCCUCCUGGCCCUCCUGUAUUUUCUUCUCCACUCCGGCCUGCUGCUGUACCAUUUCGAACUUCUCCAGUGACACCUCAGUCCGUUGCUUUUUCUUCGGGUUCAUCUUUGCCCACGUCAUCCCCUCCCCAAUUUUCAAAUGGAUUGGUCGAGUUGCAGCACCAAGUUUCUGACACUAAAGAGGAGCAGCUGCCUGUUGCGGAAUCACCAAAUGUUUUAUUCUCUGCUCAUAAGCACCAAGUUUCUGACGCUAAAGAGGAGCAGCUACCUGUUGCGGAAUCACCAAAUGUUUUAUUCUCUGCUCAUAAGAUACUGAAACAGAAGAAACUGACAAAUGUACCCAGUUUGGGUUUUGGAGCAUUGAUUUCCCCUGGAAGGGAGGUCUCACCGGGUCCUCAAAUAAUACAGCGUGAUCCCCAUCGCUGCCAAAACUGUGGAGCUUAUGCAAAUCUCUAUUGCAAUAUUUUACUUGGCUCAGGCCAAUGGCAGUGCGUUAUUUGUCGGAAUUUGAAUGGAAGUGAAGGCGAAUACAUUGCUCCGAGCAAGGAAGAGCUUCGUAAUUUUCCAGAGUUAUCAUCUCCUUUGGUUGAUUUUGUCCAAACUAGGAGCAAGAGACCUGGUUUUAUACCAAUCUCUGAUUCGAGAAUGUCAGCACCUGUUGUCCUUGUAAUAGAUGAGUGCUUAGAUGAGCCACACCUCCAGCAUUUACAAAGCUCCUUGCAUGCAUUUGUAGAUUCACUACCUCCAACGACAAGAAUUGGAAUUUUGUUGUAUGGUCGGACGGUUUCUGUAUAUGAUUUUUCGGAAGAAUCAAUUGCAUCGGCUGAUGUACUACCAGGCAAUAAAUCACCGAGUCGGGACUCUUUGAAAUCAUUGAUUUACGGGACCGGUAUAUAUCUGUCGCCAAUUCAUGCUUCCCUACCCGUAGCACACACUAUAUUUUCAUCAUUGAGGCCUUUCAAACUGAAUCUUCCAGAAGCAGCCAGAGACCGUUGCCUCGGUACAGCAGUGGAGGUUGCUCUGGCAAUAGUUCAAGGGCCAUCUGCAGAAAUGUCACGUGGGGUUGUUAAAAGAUCUGGAGGCAAUAGUAGAAUAAUUGUGUGUGUUGGAGGACCAAAUACGUAUGGCCCUGGAUCGGUUCCUCAUUCUUUAAGUCAUCCAAACUUCCCCUAUAUGGAGAAAACAGCAUUGAAGUGGAUGGAGAAUCUUGGUUGUGAGGCUCAUCGAUGCAAUACAGUGGUUGAUAUCCUGUGUGCGGGAACAUGCCCAAUUAGAGUUCCUAUUUUGCAACCUCUUGCAAAGGCAUCUGGGGGCGUUCUGAUUCUCCAUGAUGACUUUGGAGAGGCAUUUGGUGUCAACUUGCAAAGGGCAUCUACUAGGGCGACCGGUUCCCAUGGUUUGUUGGAGAUACGAUGUUCUGAUAAUAUGUAUGUGACUCAAGUUGUAGGCCCUGGUGAGGAGGCACGCACAGACAGUCACGAAACCUAUAAAAACGAUAGCUCUCUUGCUAUUCAAAUGCUAAGCGUUGAAGAAACACAGAGCUUUGCACUAUCCAUGGAAACAAGAGGAGACAUCAAGAGCGAUUAUGUAUAUUUCCAGUUUGCAAUUCAAUAUUCGAAUGUCUAUCAAGCUGAUAUUUCGAGAGUGAUUACUGUCAGAUUGCCCACAGUUGAUAGUGUUGUGGAAUAUCUUGAGAGUGUUCAAGAUGAUGUGGCUGCUGUGCUUAUUUCUAAGAGGACCCUCUUGCGAGCCAAAGUGUUUUCUGAUGCAAUUGACAUGCAAGCAACAGUAGAUGAAAGAGUCAAAGACAUUGCUAGUAAGUUUGGAUCUCAAAUGCCAAAAUCAAAGCUUUAUCGGUUCCCCAAGGAGCUCUCAUUAUUGCCCGAGCUCUUAUUCCAUCUUAGAAGGGGCCCGCUUUUGGGAAGCAUUGUUGGUCAUGAAGACGAGAGGUCUGUACUGCGGAAUUUGUUUCUGGAUGCAUCCUUUGAUCUGUCACUUCGUAUGGUUGCCCCUCGAUGUCUAAUGCAUCGGGAAGGUGGGACUUUUGAGGAACUUCCAGCUCAUGACCUUGCUAUGCAGUCGGAUGCGGCAGUUGUUCUUGACCAUGGGACAGAUAUCUUCAUUUGGUUGGGUGCGGAGCUUGCUGCUCAGGAAGGAAAAAGUGCGGCAGCUUCAGCGGCAUGCAGAACAUUGGCCGAAGAGCUCUCUGAAAUGCGGUUUCCGGCUCCUCGGAUCCUUGCAUUUAAGGAGGGGAGCUCUCAAGCUCGAUAUUUUGUUUCUCGGUUGAUACCAGCACACAAAGAUCCUCCAUAUGAGCAGGAGGCGAGAUUUCCACAGCUUCGGACUUUGACUACGGAACAGAGGACAAAGCUGAAAAGCAGUUUUCUUCACUUUGAUGAUCCUAGCUUCUGUGAGUGGAUUCGUAGUUUGAAAGUAUUGCCACCUGAACCAAGCUAA
Molecule: messenger RNA, 2703 nt
Organism: Ilex paraguariensis (yerba mate)
Lineage: Eukaryota; Viridiplantae; Streptophyta; Magnoliopsida; Aquifoliales; Aquifoliaceae
Source: the annotation of a GenBank genome assembly